This is a messenger RNA of Dictyostelium discoideum AX4, 2346 nucleotides long. RefSeq names its product vacuolar sorting protein 35 (gene vps35). The record is from RefSeq and is a predicted model, not a curated record. Lineage: Eukaryota; Evosea; Eumycetozoa; Dictyosteliales; Dictyosteliaceae. Bases 1 to 2346 code for a protein of 781 amino acids. The transcript is spliced from 3 exons. Gene Ontology annotation, biological process: retrograde transport, endosome to Golgi; protein transport. Gene Ontology annotation, cellular component: endosome membrane; membrane; retromer, cargo-selective complex.
AUGAUGAAAAAAAAUAAACCAACAGUAGCACAAACUUUAUCACCAGAAGAAGAACAAGCAAAAUUCUUUGAAGAAGCUAAAAACAAUGUUAUGAUUCAAGGUCAUCACAUGAAAUUAUCUUUGGAUAACUCAAAAUUAAUGGAUGCACUCAAGUAUGCCUCAAACAUUAUCAAUGAACUCCGUACAAGUUUACUUUCACCAAAAUCAUAUUAUGCUCUCUAUUUAGUUGCUUUUGAUUAUCUUCAAUACUUGAAUACUUAUCUCUAUGAAGAGAAACAUGGUAAGAAAAUGAUUGAACUUUAUGAAGUUGUACAACAUGCUGGUAAUGUUUUACCAAGAUUAUAUUUAUUAAUUACAGUUGGAUCAGUUUAUAUUAAAACUAAACAAGCACCAGCAAAAGAUGUAUUAAAAGAUUUAAUUGAAAUGUGUAGAGGUGUUCAACAUCCAACAAGAGGUUUAUUUUUAAGACAUUAUCUUAGUGAAGUUACCAAAGAUAAAUUACCAGAUAUUGAUUCAUCCGUUGAGAAUGGUACAGUUAUGGAUUCAAUUGAUUUCAUCAUUCAAAAUUUCACAGAGACUAAUAAACUUUGGGUACGUAUGCAACAUCAAGCUCCAACCAAAGAUAGAGAGAGAAGAGAGAAUGAACGUUUAGAGUUAAGAUUAUUGGUCGGUAAGAAUUUAUCACGUUUAGCACAACUCGAUGGUGUUGAUCAAAAAACAUAUAGUGAAGUGGUUUUACCAAAGGUCGUAGAACAAAUCAUCAAUUGUAAGGAUAAAAUCGCUCAACAAUAUUUAAUGGAAAUCUUAAUUCAAGUAUUCCCAGAUGAAUUUCAUUUGGCUACACUCGAUAUUAUUCUUCAAACUUGUGCUCAACUUCAAUCUGGUGUUGAUGUUAAAACUAUCAUUGCUUCACUCAUUGAUAGACUUGCUAACUUUGCAACUCGUAAUGCUGAUCUUGUUCCAGAUAAUAUUAAAAUUUUCGAUAUCUUUUUCAAUAAUGUUAAAGAAAUUAUUCAAGCAAGACCAAAUAUGGAAUUACAAGAUAUUUUAGGAUUACAUGUAUCUUUAUUAAAUUUAACACUUAAAUGUUAUCCAACUAAUAAAGAUAAUGCUAAUGAAGUAUUAGGAUUAUGUCAAUCAAUUAUUGUUAAUAAGGCCAAAGAAGAUAUUAACAAACCAACAUGUGUUAAACAAAUCAUUCAAUUAUUACAAAUUCCAUUGGAUGUAUUCAAGAAUGUAUUGGUUGUAUUGAAAUUGAGUAACUAUCAACCAUUGAUUUCAUGUUUAUCAUAUAACAAUAGAAAGAAGGUUUCAUUGGAUAUUGUAAACAAUACCAUCAACAAUAGUACAAUCAUUGAAGAGCCAGAAGCAGUUAACAAUCUCUUGGAGACCAUUCAAACCUUGAUCAAGGAUGAACAAGAUCAACCAGAUAUGGAUGACAUCGAUAAGGAAGACUUCCAAGAGGAACAAAAUAAAGUCGCCUCACUCAUUCAUCUCUUUGAUAGCGAAGAUCCAGAGAAACUAUUCAAGAUUUACAUUAUUGCUCGUGGUCACUUUGGUAAAGGUGGUCCACAUCGUAUUAGACAUACUUUGGUUCCAUUGGUAUUCUGUUCUCUUCGUUUCAUUCGUAACUUUAAACAACAAGUCGAUAGUGGUGUCAUCAGUUUGGAUGAAAAUAAAUGGAUUGCAAUUGGUUCAAAGAUUUUCACCUUUGUCAGUGAAACCAUCAAAGCUUUGGCCGAUAUCAAAUUGGCCGAUCUUAGCUUUAGAUUAUACCUUCAAGCACUCCAAACCUUUGACCACUGUGGUUUGGUCUCUCGUGUCAAAGAAUUGGCCAUCAAGGCUCUCUUAAUCUUCCAAGAAGAUAUCGCCGAUUUCAAAGCUCAAGUUAUGGCCCUUCAAUUGUUAAUCUCUACUCUCAAUAGUUUAAGCAUUCCAAAUGAAGAGAUCUAUGAAUCCUUGGCCGCCCAAACCAUUAAACAAGCUUCUCGUCUUCUCUUACCACAAGAUCAAGCAAAACUCAUCUCUACUUGUUCACAUUUAUUCUGGGUUGAUAAUCCUUCUCGUCAAUAUCAAAAUCCAGACUCUGUAUUACAAGCUCUCAAAAAAGCUCUCUCCAUUAUCAGUAAUGAAUCGAGUCCUGGUCUUGGUACAUUUGUUGACAUUUUGAAUGAAUGUCUCUUCUAUUGUGAUAAAGAAACUGAUGCUGUUCCAAUUCAAUUCGUUUCAGAUUUGGUUGAAUUAAUUCGUACUACUCAUGUUAAAGAAGCUGAUCCAGCAUUACCAUAUUUACAAAAUACUAUCAAAUACAUUCAAUCUCAAAAUUAUAAAGGUAUUUCAAUUUAA